Molecule: messenger RNA, 378 nt
Organism: Prorocentrum cordatum
Lineage: Eukaryota; Dinophyceae; Prorocentrales; Prorocentraceae
Source: the annotation of a GenBank genome assembly
AUGACGUCUGAGAACCAUACGCAGGCGCACCUCCGCUUCGACGCCCGCGGUGUGUCAGCGGGGAGCGUCGGCGGCAAGGGACAGCAGGAGCGGAUGAGAGUGGAGCUCUCCCCGCACGAGGACGAGAUCCCGUGGCCCACGCGGCUGGUCCACACGGCAGGCUUGGUGGCGGGCGCCAGCUCGGGGGAGCUGCAUCGCUGGCCGAUCACGCGCACGCAGCGGCGCCGUGUGCAGCGCAAGCUCCAGAAGGCCAUGGCGCUCCAGCAGUGGCAGGCCUCGUUGGAGACUCGCCCGGCGUUCUCCGAAGCUCCUGCGCCGCCUGCCGCCUUCGCAGCCUCGGGGGCCAUCUGGCCCACGUCCUGCAGCCUCUCGCUGUGA